Pyrenophora tritici-repentis Pt-1C-BFP is the source of this 3279-nucleotide messenger RNA. Lineage: Eukaryota; Fungi; Ascomycota; Dothideomycetes; Pleosporales; Pleosporaceae. The record is from RefSeq and is a predicted model, not a curated record.
AUGGCAUCUACCGCAACGGGUCGAAAUACUGUGGACCGGGAAGAGUCAGAUCCUGGAAUGGCGACAAGAGAAUCAGAGACAAAACACGAAAAAACGAGUGACGAGGAUGCGCAAUCGAGCGGCUACCACCAGGACGCGACAUUGACGGGCGCAGAAGAUGGAGAAAAGAAAAAGAAGAACCCGUCGAAGCUGAAGGCAGCAUGGGGGAAGCUGGGAUUGGAUGUGGGAACGGUGAUGAUGAUGGGCAAAGCGGCUUUGCCUCCAACCAUUGCGUUGGCUAUGUAUCAAGCAGACGAUGUCGCGGAACACUACACUACUCUCGGUUACUUAAUCGCCAUCAUGAGUAUCCUCGGGUUCUGUAUUAUGCCUAGAGCCAAGUUCGUUCAAACUAUGACCUUGAAUAUACUAGCGACAUGCGUCGGCUCAGCCCUUGCGAUGCUCAUGGUCUGGUCUGGCGUCAAGGCGCGGCAACACACAACGGUCCCGGGCGCACCACUACAACGAUAUAACUCUUCCCAAUCCGUUGUACUCGCAGUUUGGCUCUUCUUCCAGAUCUAUAUCAUCAAUGUCAUGAAGGCCAAAUUCCCACAACUGGCGUUCCCAACAAUCAUCUAUGGAAUUCUAGUCAAUGUUGCGGCGACCACAGGCUUUCUGUUUCAAACAGUAGCGCAAUGCGAGGCCUUUGUUCAAAGGUUGCUGGAAGCGUUCCUGACCGGUUUUGCGAUCGCGACGGGUGUGAGCUUGUUCAUCUUACCCGUUACCUCCCGAAAAGUCGUCAUGAAAGAGGCUGCAGGAUACAUUGGAUUGUUGAGGGGUAUGCUUGGUGCACACAAAACUUAUAUCCACAGCUUGGAAACUAGCGAUAUGUUUGGGCAGAAAUAUGUACCAGAAGAUAAGAAAGGCGCGAAGGCAAAGGUCAGUCCUGAGGUUCAGACGAUCAAGACAAUGGCGGGUGCAUUGCAAGGAUUACACGGAAAACUCACUGCGGACCUGCCAUUUGCGAAGCGCGAGAUCGCAUAUGGUAAGCUGUCAUGCAAUGAUCUCGAAGCUAUUUUCAAGCAUCUCCGGUCGAUCAUGCUGCCAGUCUUGGGUCUGGGCUCCAUCGUAGAUCUUUUCGAGCGCGGAGCGGAAAUGAACCACUGGGAUGGAGAAGAGGACGAACACGACGAACAAAUGCGUAAAAAGACUGUGAAAGAGUGGAAUGAUAUGUUUCAAUUCGUUCAUGAGCCGUUCAACAACAUAUUCGAAGCCCUCGAUGAUGGACUCGCCCACAUCUUGCUUAAACUGCAGCUCGCCCCGCCACCAAAGAAGAAAAAGGGCCAGAACCAGGAUGACGCAGAAGCCAAGGGUGAUAAGGUCAAACCCGGAGAUGCUGGUUUUGCAGAGCACUUACAGAAGCAAGCCAAUCUGUUCUUCAGUAAGAAAGAACCAACCCUCCGCCACUGGGUCGACACCAAAGGUAUCAAGCUUCGUGACGACUACUUCAGCACCCCGUCAACACUCGAAGAAGAGAUGGAAAAUCUACUCCCCAGUAUCACCACACGACAGCGGGAUCAGCGACAGUUAUUCCUUGUCCUAUACAUUAUGUUCCUACUAAACUCAAUCAGUCGUGCCACGCUCGAAUUUGUCAAGUUCGCUGACGAACGCGACCAAGCUACUGCGAAGAGCAAACUCAUCUGGCCCGGUGGGAGGCGCUUCAAGAAAUGGGUAAAGAGUAUAUUUCAGAGCCAGGACGCCAAUCUCGAAGACGAAACGAUGGCCGUGGGAUCCGACAGGCAGAACACGACUGUCUACAUGGGAGAAGCAUACCACACAAAGAAAGAUCCAGAGCAUCUGCCUCCAGCCAAUGCAUGGGAGAAAUUUGGUAAUGGCGUACGAGGCAUCUCCAAGUUCCUUGCAAGUCCUGAAUCAGCCUUUGGUUUCCGCGCCGCUUGCGCCACAAUGAGUAUAGCAGUCGUCGCCUUUCUUCGCCCAACGCAGGCCUUCUUCAUCGAGCAGCGCUUGGUCUGGGCACUCAUUAUGGUCGCCAUUUCUAUGACCCCCACCUCCGGUCAAGCAAUCUUCCAGUUCGUACUACGGAUCGUCGGAACAUUCGUCGCAAUGUUAUUCGCAUGGUGUAUAUGGUAUAUUCCCGCUCAGAAAACCGCUGGUAUCCUAGUCUUCCUCUGGAUUUUUGCAGCGAUAGGCUUCUACAUUGUUAUCAAGCGUAUAGACCUGGUUAUUGUUGGUAUCAUCAGCGUUGUCACAGCCACCAUGAUUGUCGGUUAUGAACUACAAGUCCGCAAGAUUGGCGUACAGGCCUCCACGGUGACCGGUCAGCCUGCAUAUCCCAUCUACGAACUCGGACCUUACCGUUUGGCUACCGUUGUUGGCGGUCUGGCAGUAGCUUUCUUCUGGCAAAUUUUCCCAUACCCCAUCACGGAACACUCUGCUCUCCGCCAGAAACUGGGCGGCUCGUUGUAUCUAUCAGCGAACUUGUACUCCAUCAUGCACGAGCAGGUCAUGGGACGAAUCCGCGGCGAACUCGCCGGCGAGGAAGAAAGCAACAAGGAAUGCCCCGGCUACAAGCUCAUCAAGGCGCGCAACAAGGUGUUUGCCAAGCAAAUGCUCGCGCUCCAAGGCUUGAAGAUGCACGCCGGUUUCGUAAAGUGGGAAUUCCCCUUUGGCGGCAAGUUCCCCAGAAAAGAGUACGAGAAAAUCAUCGGUUUGGUUGAAAACAUCGUAAACUACACCGCCCUCCUCGGCUACUCUUCCCAAGCCUUUACUCAAUCCUCCCUCGAGCGCCAAGCCCAAACCCCCACCUCCACAACUGCAGACACGGCCCCAACCCCCCUCUACUCCCCAAACAACAACCAAGACCCCCAGUCCUCAGCGCAAUGGUUCUCAGACUUCCGCCGCGUGAUCCUCGACGCAAAAGUAACUUCCCACGAGCUAACCUCCUUACUUGCCAUGCUCUCCUCCUCCAUCUCAAACGCACAGCCCCUCCCGCCCUACCUACAUACGCCCCCCGGUACCCAACUAAGCCAGAAACUAGCGAGUAUCGACCCAGAGAUUAUGAGCUUGAGACAUGUUUCUGAGCCGGGGUAUGCGGCGUUUGCGGUUAUGAGUAUUAGUACGAGGUGUAUACAUAUGGAUGUGGAGAAGUUGUUGAAAGCGGUUAAAGGGCUGGUGGGUGAGAUGGACUUUUCGUUUCAUGUGGUUAGUACGAGGGAUGGGAGUGCGAGUGUGAGUGGGUCGGAUGAGACGCUGGUGAAGAGGAGUACGCGGAAGAUGGAUUAA